This is a messenger RNA of Impatiens glandulifera, 1429 nucleotides long. RefSeq names its product phosphatidylinositol/phosphatidylcholine transfer protein SFH2-like. The transcript has 11 exons. The record is from RefSeq and is a predicted model, not a curated record. Lineage: Eukaryota; Viridiplantae; Streptophyta; Magnoliopsida; Ericales; Balsaminaceae. Bases 215 to 1192 code for a protein of 325 amino acids.
AGAGAGAAUCGAAGAGGCGGUUGGGGGCAAAAGGAAUCAGAAAAAGAGCUCUUCUUCUUCGUCAAGAGGAGGGAGGAAAAAAGGGACCCCUGCUCACAUUUUCCAGUUGAAGCCACAACCGCACACUUUCUUCCAUUCUCGACUCUUUCCAUUCUCUCCCUCUCUUCUUCAAAUCUGCGUACGAAUCUACUCACUAGAGAGAUAGAGAGAGAGAAUGGAUAUGAUCACCGAAGAUAUGAUCAAGCAGUUAUGCAAGCUAAUGGAAGGAGUCGACGAGGAUCAGAAGAACACUUUCAAGAUCUUGCAGCAAGGAUAUCCAUCUGAAACCCUAAAGAGGUUUCUUCUAGCAAGAGACGGAAAUGUCGUUAAAGCCCACAAAAUGCUGGUUGACUGUUUAAACUGGAGGAUACAGAGUGAGGUUGACAGUAUAUUGUCGAAACCCAUUGUUCCUACCCAAUUGUACAGAUCGAUUCGUGAUUCUCAGCUAAUGGGAGUGUCGGGUUACUCAAAGCAGGGUCUUCCUGUUAUUGCUGUUGGUGUAGGGCUCAGCACAUACGACAAAGCAUCUGUGAACUAUUAUGUUCAAUCACACAUUCAAAUGAAUGAAUACAGGGAUCGUGUUAUCUUGCCAUCUGCAACAAUUAAAUUUGGACGAUAUAUUGGCACGUGCGUUAAGAUUCUUGAUAUGACUGGUUUAAAGCUUUCUGCACUAAACCAAAUUAAGCUGUUAACUGUUGUUUCUACCAUUGAUGACCUGAACUAUCCAGAGAAGACAGAGAUAUACUAUAUAGUGAAUGCACCUUACAUAUUUUCAGCAUGCUGGAAGGUUGUUAAGCCACUUUUGCAAGAAAGAACAAGAAAUAGAGUCCAGGUGCUGCAAGGCUGUGGGACAGAAGAUUUAUUGAAGAUAAUGGAUUAUGAAUCUCUCCCACAUUUUUGUAAAAAAGAAGGCUCUGGAUCGGCACGCCAUUCACAAAAUGGCACAGUCAGUUGUUUUUCACUGGAUCACCCCUUUCAGCAGCAGAUGUAUAGCUAUUUGAAACAUGAAGCCCAACUAAUUGAAUCCACAGCACCCAUCGUCAAGCAAGGGUCCAUUCACGUGGAGUUUCCAGAACCCAAUUCAGACGACAAAAAGAUAGCCAAAGUCAUAGAGUCGGAGUUUCAAAGGCUAGGGCACCAGAAUGGUUUCUAAGUGAAAAUGCAGAUGGUAUGAAUAUCCGCGAGAGAAAACCCUUCCUACUCAAGUUCUUAUGGAAUAUCACGAAUCGGAAAAUAACCUAUAUAGUUGUUGUAAGUUAUAAACAAUUCAUUUUUAUCUAACCAUCACCACCACCCCUUUCACCCAAGAAGAAGUAUCUAUAAUGUACCAUAUCCGACUCUAUGACUUGCGAUUAAUAUUUUAUAUCAUUUCAACCAGUUGGGUUAUUGA